AUGGCGGAAGGCCAGCUUCCCGUCGGAGACGAUACACUUGACGAGCUGGGGGAUGAGUUCCUCGAAGAUCUCCCCGACGGAGCUCUGCCCGAUCUCCGCGAAAACGCUGCGCCGUCAGCUCCUGUCAGUGCUCAGCCGCUUCCUUCGGGAGAACCUGCGGCGAAGAAGCUAUGCAGUGAGGGGCAAUCCUCGGCUGCUGGUACCUCAGGCACUGCCUCCGCGCUCCUUUCGGCCCCUCCUCCGGUUCCCCGCGCGAGCUCCUCCGCAGCUCUGCUGCCACGGCCUCUGCGUCUGCCGGAACCUGAAACAGACCAUGCUGCUGCUGGCGCGAUCACUGGCCUUGCUCCCCAUGCUCGCUAUCGGAACCUGCGUCGCCAUCGCACGUCGGUCGGCGCGGUUCUGCAUGCUCUGACGCGCAACACGCAGUCAAUGGUGGACGUGAUUUUCCCCGAGGCUUCUUCGGAGGAGGUUCGUGCCGCGGUGCUUACGCGUAUCUCAGCCCUCAUCAACGGUCAGGCUUUUAACGGUGUCAUCCCCUCGUUUGAAUCUGCGGCUGGUGAGGCCUUGCGGCUUCCCCGCCAUACGUAUUCCAGGCAUACCUUCUCUUGGCCCUCUGCUAAUGACGCUAGAAUCUUUCGCAGCCUCUUCCCGGUCACGGUUCGUCUGGCUAACAACCGUGCGAUGGAAGUCAAGGUUUUCUCUGAUCCCAAUCAGGAGUUCACGACGGCUCGUGCCAGGGGCGACACCUACGUGGUCCUCCGCAAUGUUCCGCUGGGGUACUCUCCUGAGCGCAUGCGCAGCACACUUCUUGCGGGAACGACCGAGGCAGGAUUGCCUUGGCUCUUUGACCUUCGCCUGUUUCACCGUCUCAAGGAUCCUUACGACGACUCGGCGUACUCUCAGCUGCUCGGUCUUCCCGUGGCAGCAGAUGGUGAUGCAGGCUUCGACCGUAUCCCUGCGGUCCUUUGGCUUCCGGGCCAGGAGGACCCUGUGCUUCUCAACAUCUCAUCCCACUCCUGCUCCGUAUGCUCCAGCAAUCACCGCGUGUACGAUCACGCGUGCUUCGCUCUCACCCGCCGUGCGCGCCUCCCGAACCGCCACACCAUCUCGGUGGCCCAGCUGCAAUCUGUCAACGGUCGGCUGAUUGGCCAGCAGCCCGCCCCCGCAGCUUUCAAGAAGGACCCAGGCCUUCUCCUGAUUGGGAUCGACCUGGACGUCGAAGUCUGGACGUGCUCCUUGUGCGAGUUCGAGUGUGGCUUGGCCUUGGACAGUGCCAUGCACCACCUCGCCUCCGAUGCUCACCGCAAGCACCUGCAGGACUCGGCUCACCUGCCGGCUGUCAAAGAGAAAUAUGGGGCCUGGAGGGCAGUGUGGCGUGCUAUCUUCGCCCCAGCACUUGACAUCCCCACGGCAGCAGCUGGUACUAUUUUGGCCGGGGAUUUCAACGCAGUUUGCGCUCCGGAAGACCGAAAUAGGCCUCUACUCAGACUCUCUCCCCCAGUCUAUGCUACAGGGCCGGACAGUUCUCAUUCCAAAAAAAGUGACGCCACAUUGGUCGACAACCUACGCCCCAUCACACUUAUGAACACCGAUUAUAAGGUACUGGCGAUUUGCCUGGCUAAUCGCCUUCAACCUCUUUUGCCUUCCCUCAUCAACCACUCACAGACCGCCUUCAUCAAGACCCGUAGGAUUGGGGACACACUUAAUGACACCUUGGACAUCUUCGACUGGGCCACGGCACAGUCAUUACCCCUUCUUGCACUCACUGUCGACAUUCGGAAGGCGUAUGACAUGGUCGACAGAGAUUUCCUCUUCACCUGCCUCUCCCACCUCGGCCUUCCUGCCACCUUCAUCCACUGGGUCAAAUUGAUGCAUUCAGGCACCACUACCCGAAUUUCCGUGAAUAACUUCUGCGGUCCUUCUAUACCUGUCAUCACCGGUGUCAGGCAAGGAUGCCCGCUGGCUCCGUUACAGAAAUUUUCCACCGCUAUACUUCCUGCUUCUUGCCUGGAUUCCCUAUUUCCCGCACCCAACGCCGACUGA
Molecule: messenger RNA, 2043 nt
Organism: Closterium sp. NIES-65
Lineage: Eukaryota; Viridiplantae; Streptophyta; Zygnematophyceae; Desmidiales; Closteriaceae
Source: the annotation of a GenBank genome assembly